AUGCAGCGGCUGCAACUGGGCGAACUGGCUACAGUCGAGGACUUUGACACGUACAAAAACUUUCCGGCGCUCUUGCGUGACAAGGAGGCCUUCAGCCUCGAGAUAUGCGCCGAGCAUGAGCCGGAUGUCCAGGACAUUCUGGGAGCCGCGCAGGCCGAGGCUGAGGCCAAGGCAAUCGCCGCGAAACUUGUGACGCUUCACGCGGACAGCAUCGCGGUGACCUUCGAGGGUUCGGCGCUUCUGCUCCGGCUGCACAGGGAUUGCUUGAACAGCGUCCAGAGCUUCGCAUUGCCAGCACGCAUCGUGUCGUUGGUGCUGGUGCAACAGCCCUACACCAGCAUGGAAAGCGGGGAGGCGGUCUUGGUGAGCUUGCAGGGCGGGGGUCUGCACGCCAUCCAGGUGUCCGGGGAUGCACACUGCCGCACCCUGUGCCGGGCGCAGCUCAACAGCACGAAGCGGCCGUUCCUCAGUGCUGCUCUCAUGGAGCAGGACUCUGGCAUCAUGGCACUGGUGCAUCGAGCCGCCCGUGGUCACACCAUGGGUUUCGUGGAGCUGAUGGCGGUGCGGCUCAGGGAAUCUGGCCCCGAGGAAGUUGAGCCAUUGUGGGUGGCACGGGGUCCGCACCCUCCACAUGCUGCACAUUGGCAGACUGCCCAACUGGGCCUUCUGGUAGCAUCUGGAGGCUUCGAAUUGGCAGAAGAUUCCGAAGAUUCUGCGGGACCCACAUUACUGCAGACCGAAGAUGCUGUGUGCACAGUGUUUUGCAUGGAGUCGGUGGUGCGCCUGGACAACUGGCUGCUGCCCAGAGGCGAGGUCUUGUGCUGCUCAGCGCACGCGGGCGGCCUCGAGGUUGCAUUGACACACUCUUCCGGAGGCGCGCUGCUCUUCAAGUUGGUGCUGCAUUCAGCAUGUCCUCUUCUUCAGGAUGCCUCCAUCAUUCCAGGGGCUGCUGCUUGUGCAGCGGCACGAGAGCAGCUCCGAAUCUUCAAGGUGGCUCCGGAUCGCAGCUACUUCGUGCUGGUGGAUGGAAGUGAUCGUAGUGGGGCGGUCGUGUUCCUGUGCCCCGGACCAAACCCCAAAAGCUCGCGCUCACCCACGGCCACAGUAUGUACAGAGCCUGUGGAAGCUGUGCAGUUACUACCUUCCUCCCUUUUGCUUCGCACACGUGAAGGCAUCCAACGGUGCACUCUGAACAUGUCUGCGAAAGUCGAGGGAGUGAAGCGUGAGCUCAUUUCCAGGGACUUAAUGCCUCUCGGGAUGGAUCCCCAGGCAUUGCUGAAGAUGCUCGAUAUGCAGGGGGAGGACUAG
This is a messenger RNA of Symbiodinium natans, 1308 nucleotides long. NCBI's taxonomy places the organism in Eukaryota, Dinophyceae, Suessiales, Symbiodiniaceae. The record is from the annotation of a GenBank genome assembly.